CAGUAUGUAUGUAGUGUUAUUCCUUCAAUUGCCCGAUCCACACUCUCGAUCCCUUAUUCACAUGAUAUACUAUACACAGCCCAAUGCAAAAUGCUGAGCUCAUCACCAAUUUUUUCGCAAUUUCAUAUUCCAUCCGGAUUUCCGGACAUCAUCUACUAUUCAUCUCCCUUCCCCAAGCUUAACUACUUUCCUCACCAAACCACCCGCCGUACUAGUAGUAGCAUCUCACUCGCUCGCUCGCUCGCUCGCUCCUCCAGCUUCAAACUCUCCUACAUUCCCUCCCUCCCUUGCACAUCUAUCUACAACUUCAAAUUCUCCCUCCUUGUUGCAUUGCAUUGCAUUGCAUUGCAGUAGCUUGAUCGAUCAUCUUGAAAAAGCCUAGCUAGGCAGUAGCCAUAUACCUGCACAACUACUCUUCACAAGCCUACUAGCUGCUGCAACGGUGUCGUCGUCAUCGUCGUCGUCAUCAUCGUCAUGGGGCGAAGGACCAAGCAGUCAUCGUCGUCGUCAUCCUCGUCGUCGUUUUGGUACUCCACGCGGAGACGUUCCACCUCGGCGCCUGCCACGCCGAGGCCGGAAGAACCAGCGACGGCGACGACGGUGGCGGCAGGAGAGCCACCCAUCGGGUGCAUGUCCAUGGUGCACUACCUCAUCUUCGCCCCGGGCGCCGGCUGCGUCGGCCGCCCACCCACUUCCUCCUCCAACGCCGCCGUCGUCACGCCGCACCACUGCCACGGCCUCGCCGCCGGCGGCGGCGGCGACAGCAGCCACCGCCGGGCCGACGACAGCAGCAAGAGCGGGUUCGAGGCGCCCAGGAACAGCCUCGACGACCUCGUCGACGCCGACAACCCCAACGACAUCCAGAUUGGCGUGCAGAUCGAGCCGGUGUUCGACGCCCUGGCCAGCAGGUCGACGACGACGAGCAUGCGCCGCUCCACCACCAAGCCCACCGCGCCGUCGUCGGAGGCCGAGACGCCCAGGACGCCCAGCCUCGUCGCGCGUCUCAUGGGCAUCGACGGCCUGCCGGAACAUCAGCAGCAACCGUCUUCGCCGGCGCAGCACAAGAAGACCGGCAGAAGAUCAACCACCACCUCCACGGGCAAGGAGAACAGCAGCUGCUGCUGCUCCCCGCCGGCGGCGUCCAAGGUGGUGGAGGAGAAGAAGAAGCGCGUGAUCCCGGAGUCCAUGAACCGGCGGCGAGAGCCGCUGCGCAGCCUCAGCUGCAACGUCGCCGUCGUCGAGGCACGGUCGCUCCCGGACACGCCGCGCGCGUCCACGUCGGCAAGGGCGUCGUGGGACGGGCCUCGGCUGUCGCUGCAGGCGCUCAAGGAGAACGUCCUCGACCGCGCCGCGCAAUACAUGUCCAUGCCUAGCUCGCCCACCUCCUUCUCCACUUCCGGCAACAACAACAAGAAAAAGAAGGAUACUGCCUGCCGCCGCCGCCGCCGGGACGAGAAGGCGGCCGCCGCCAAGGAGCACGCGCGCGAGAUCCUUCGCCAGGCCAAGGAGACGGUCGCCAGCCGCAAGUCUGGCAAGAAUAACAACGCAUCCUUGUCGCCGGCGGCGGACAAGAAGCAGAGCUGCUUUAACAACAAGGAGAACGUGAUGAUGAUGAGUAGUCCUGCUCCUGCAGCAGCUCCGCCUGCACCGGCCAUGGAGGACGCCAAGCUGCGUGUCGUGGUUCAAGUUCAACAAACUGCCAAGCCGACGACGACGGUGGCUCCAAAGCCGCCAAGCGCCGAGCAUCACAGCCCCAGGGUGCCGCUGGCGCCGAGGCAGCAGCAGCAGCCGUCCCCUCCCCCGCCGCCACCUCAGCGGGCGAAGCCGUCGCGGCCACCGCCACCUCCGCCUCCGCUGGACCCGCCGCCCACCCGAGCGAGGAAACCCGACGGGUGCGAGCGCUUCGCGACGCGGAUCAAGAAGCCCGCGGCAGCGUCCGCGCCGACGACGUCGUCGUCGACAUCUCCGACGGACGGGUGCUCGGGGGCAGCAGCAGCAGCCGCCGCCCGCGCCCGCGUUUCGUCCUCGCCGCCGACGCUGGAGGAGGACCCCGAGUACAGAUACCUACGGACAGUGCUGGAGCGCGGCGGGUUCAUGCGGUCGUCGCCGCCGCCGCCGCCUCGUCGGCCAUGGCGAGGCCACUCAUCAAUGGCAUCGCCAGUGGACCCGAUCGUGUUCCACCUCCUGGAGCUGGAGCUUCCCGCCGACGAAGCACGUCUAGGCGCGCUCCGACACCGGUGGAACCGGAAGCUGCUGUUCCACCUGACACAGGAGGUCCUAGCGGACCUGCUGGUAGGCCUGGACGACGCCGCCUCAUCAUCAUCGUCGACGACGACGACGACGACGGGGGGGUUACCGCCGUUACCGCUGCUAGGGAAGGUGUGGAGAAAGGUGCGGAGCUUCCCGGCGGCGAAGUGCCGGGUGGUGGGCGACAUCGACGCGCUGGUGGGCGCGGACCUGCUGGCGUCGUCGAACGUGCGGCGCCGGCGGCUGGCGCGGCGGCACCCCGCGGUGGAGGAGGAAGCGGGCGACGUGGCGGAGGAAGUGGCGGACCGCGUCCUGGACGCGCUCCUCGCGGAGUGCGUGGCGGAAUCUGUUUCUCUCCACUCCUGCGCCGCCUUGUCGUCGUCACGUGCGGCGGCGAGGUAGCCGGUGGGGGUGGGCGUAUACGUGACGUCACUACGGCAGGGGAUCUCGACGGGAACAGCGGGCGGUGCCGGCAGGAGGCAGGAGACCAUGCCCUGUUUCUCUGCGGGGUGGGACCGGAUCGGGGUGCCAGACAGAGAAGCACGCAGCUUCUCUGUUCAACGGUCGUGAUGGGAACGUGGCGGUGCCUGACCACGCCUCGAGAUGCGUGCUGCCGCCGCCGUGGCAGGGGCUGGCGGUUUGCCGGCGUAUCCCCUGUUCACCUGUACUGUACAACCUCUGUACGUAGUACAUCCCUCGGAAUUUUGUCUCGUCGUUUGGUUUUUUGCCUAGCUUGGAGUUUGGAGUUUUAAUUUGUUGGCCAUGCAUAUGUAUCGUACUGUAGUAUACUGGUAUAUAUACAUGGAGCAGGUAGCUACUACUACUACUA
This is a messenger RNA of Sorghum bicolor (sorghum), 3076 nucleotides long. Its product is annotated as striated muscle-specific serine/threonine-protein kinase. The transcript has 2 exons. The record is from RefSeq and is a predicted model, not a curated record. Bases 475 to 2649 code for a protein of 724 amino acids. Lineage: Eukaryota; Viridiplantae; Streptophyta; Magnoliopsida; Poales; Poaceae.